UGGUUUUGUAGCCCUGAGGGUCAGCCUUGCCUUACUUCCAUGCUUACCCCCCACCCCUUACUUUUGUCCUGAGGGUCAGCCUUGCCUUACCCCAGAGUACAAAAGUCGCUGGGUGCAGUUCUGAGCUGGCUGCCCUUAAAAGGGUGGGGAACAUGGUUGUGGUCACAUAAGCUGCACACGCUUCUGCAGUCCUGCCCUUGGAUCUCGACCUUUCAGCGAGGUACGACACGUGGCGUUGUCUUGGGCUGCUGCCACCGUCCCAGCAGGACAUGUCUGGCUGCCCCUGGCCCAGGGCUGGGCUGUCUGGGAGCUGCCACGCACUUACAACAGUGGGUGCACAGGGAGGCAUGUGCUGUGAAGAAAGAGAUCCUCCGAGUGAGACGGUUUUCUACUUUGAAUCAGUCCGGGGGCAAAAAACGUCUCUUAAGAAGCUGGAAAACUAUGUGGCAGCGAUGGUGCUCAGCGCAGUUGCUGACACGCUGGGCUAUAACAAUGGGAAGUGGGAGUUCCAGCACAGUGGCUCAGCCAUCCACAGGGAGCUGGCAGAGCUAGGGGGGCUCGGCAACUUGAGCAUUGAAGGUUGGAGAGUCAGCGAUGACACGGUGAUGCACUUGGCCACGGCCGAAGCCCUCCUAGCUGCUGGACGUCACCCCAGGCUACAGGAUCUCUACUCUCUGCUUGCAAAGCACUACAAGGAGUGCAUGAAUGACAUGGAUGGCAGAGCUCCAGGUUUGACGUCUAUGGAAGGCACAAAGAAGCUGCGCCCGGAGAAGCCGAACGGCUGGAGGAUCCCGUUCAACCCGCAGGCGGGAGGCUGCGGGGGUGCCAUGCGCGCCAUGUCCAUCGGGCUGCGCUUCUACCACCCCGAGGAGCGGCACACCCUGCUGCAAGUCAGCAUCGAGAGCGGCCGCAUGACCCACCACCACCCCACGGGCUACCUGGGGGCCCUGGCCUCAGCCCUCUUCACGUCCUACGCGGUGAACAGCGUGCCCCCCCAGGCCUGGGGCAAGGGGCUGCUGGACACGCUGCCGCGGGCGAAAACUUACGUGCGGAACAGCGGCUUCUUCGUGAAGGAGAACAUGGAGCACUGGUACUACUUUGAAGACCAGUGGAGAAGAUACCUGGUGAGGAGGGGCAUAUCAGAUGGGGUCUCGUUGCCCACCUUCCCCGCCAAGUAUGGCGUGGAAGAGAGGGACAAGUUCUACACAUCGCUGAGCUACGACGGCUGGGCGGGCAGCAGUGGGCACGACGCCCCCAUGAUCGCCUACGACGCGCUGCUGGGCGCGGGCGACUCCUGGACUGAGCUGGCUCUCCGCGCCUUCUUCCACGGGGGCGACAGCGACUCCACUGCCGCCAUCGCAGCCUGCUGGUGGGGGGUCAUACAUGGCUUCAAGGGGGUUCCCCUGCCCCUCUACGCCCACCUGGAGUACAAGGACCGCCUGGAGAAGGUAGCCAAGGGCUUGUACGAGCUCUAGGCAGGGGGCAGCAUGGGCGCGCUUACCCACCGCCCCUCCCGCUUGCUCUGCAGACCCACUGGAUUAAAGCUUGUGAGCCUUUUCUCUCUG
This is a messenger RNA of Manacus vitellinus (golden-collared manakin), 1565 nucleotides long. It is a transcript of the gene ADPRH, whose product is annotated as ADP-ribosylarginine hydrolase. The transcript has 4 exons. Gene Ontology annotation, molecular function: magnesium ion binding; ADP-ribosylarginine-[protein] hydrolase activity. Gene Ontology annotation, biological process: protein de-ADP-ribosylation. The coding region runs from base 270 to 1475 and encodes 401 amino acids. Lineage: Eukaryota; Metazoa; Chordata; Aves; Passeriformes; Pipridae. The record is from RefSeq and is a predicted model, not a curated record.